AUGGCCUCGCCAGCGAUGGUCCCGCUGCGGCAGCUCUUCGUCGACGGCGAGUGGCGCCCGCCCGCGCAGGGCCGCCGCCUCCCCGUCGUCAACCCCCACCACCGAGGCCCACAUCGUAGUACUAGUUUGUUGCUUGGCGUGGCGCUGAUUCUGGGUUUCGCGCGCGCCGCAGGCGAGAUCCCAGCGGGCACGGCGGAGGACGUGGAUGCCGCGGUGGCGGCGGCGCUCAAGAGGAACCGCGGCCGCGACUGGGCGCGCGCGCCGGGGGCCGUCCGGGCCAAGUACCUCCGCGCCAUCGCCGCCAAGGUAAUUGAGAGGAAACCUGAGCUAGCUAAGCUAGAGACACUUGAUUGUGGGAAGCCUUAUGAUGAAGCCGCAUGGGACAUGGAUGAUGUUGCUGGGUGCUUUGAGUACUUUGCGGAUCAGGCAGAAGCCUUGGACAAAAGGCAAAAUUCCCCAGUUUCUCUUCCAAUGGAAACUUUUAAAUGCCAUCUCCGAAGAGAGCCUAUUGGGGUAGUUGGGCUGAUAACUCCUUGGAACUAUCCUCUCCUGAUGGCUACAUGGAAGGUAGCUCCUGCUCUGGCUGCUGGUUGUACAGCUGUGCUAAAGCCAUCUGAAUUGGCUUCUGUGACUUGCUUAGAGCUUGCUGAUAUCUGUAAAGAAGUCGGUCUUCCUUCCGGUGUCUUGAACAUUGUGACAGGAUUAGGUCCUGAUGCUGGUGCUCCUUUGUCAGCGCACCCAGAUGUUGACAAGGUCGCUUUUACUGGGAGUUUUGAAACUGGUAAGAAGAUUAUGGCGGCUGCUGCUCCUAUGGUCAAGCCUGUUACACUGGAACUUGGUGGAAAAAGUCCUAUAGUAGUAUUUGAUGAUGUUGACAUCGACAAAGCUGUUGAGUGGACUCUGUUUGGGUGCUUUUGGACCAAUGGUCAGAUUUGCAGUGCAACAUCUCGUCUUCUUAUCCAUACAAAAAUUGCUAAAGAAUUUAAUGAGAGGAUGGUUGCAUGGGCCAAAAAUAUUAAGGUUUCGGAUCCACUUGAAGAGGGUUGCAGGCUUGGGCCAGUUCUUAGUGAAGGACAGUAUGAGAAGAUUAAGAAGUUCAUAUCGAAUGCCAAAAGCGAAGGUGCUACUAUUCUGACUGGAGGUGUUAGACCGGCGCAUCUUGAGAAGGGGUUCUUUAUUGAACCAACAAUUAUUACUGAUAUCACCACAUCAAUGGAAAUUUGGAGGGAGGAAGUCUUUGGUCCAGUCCUGUGUGUUAAAGAAUUUAGCACUGAAGAUGAAGCCAUUGAACUGGCCAACGAUACACAGUAUGGUUUGGCUGGUGCUGUAAUUUCUGGUGAUCGUGAGCGCUGCCAGAGAUUAUCUGAGGAGAUCAACGCUGGAUUAAUCUGGGUAAACUGCUCACAACCCUGCUUCUGCCAAGCACCCUGGGGCGGGAACAAGCGCAGUGGAUUUGGACGUGAGCUUGGAGAAGGGGGCAUUGAUAACUACCUGAGCGUCAAGCAAGUCACGGAAUACAUCUCUGAUGAGCCGUGGGGAUGGUACCAAUCCCCCUCCAAGCUGUAA
This is a messenger RNA of Miscanthus lutarioriparius, 1566 nucleotides long. The record is from the annotation of a GenBank genome assembly. Lineage: Eukaryota; Viridiplantae; Streptophyta; Magnoliopsida; Poales; Poaceae.